This is a messenger RNA of Vespula vulgaris, 13546 nucleotides long. RefSeq names its product protein tramtrack, beta isoform (gene ttk). The transcript is spliced from 5 exons. Gene Ontology annotation, biological process: regulation of transcription by RNA polymerase II. The coding region runs from base 1237 to 2814 and encodes 525 amino acids. Lineage: Eukaryota; Metazoa; Arthropoda; Insecta; Hymenoptera; Vespidae. The record is from RefSeq and is a predicted model, not a curated record. Gene Ontology annotation, cellular component: nucleus. Gene Ontology annotation, molecular function: protein binding.
GUGGUGGAAGAGGGGUACGUCGGCGAUACGCGUAGUCGCGCGCGCAGGAUAGCGCGAAGGCAUCGAGGGUGCGGUGGAGAGAGACACGAUGAAGGAUGGAGAGCGGUUGGGGAGGACGAGGGGAUGCAGGGUGGGGGAGAUAGAGGGGGCGUCUCCGUCGCGUCGACGACGAGCCGAAGAGGGUGGAGUGGGGUGGAGAGAAAGAGAGGUGCGGAGGUAGAAUUGUUGAAUGUUGCUUGUCUCUCUCUCUCUCUCUUUCUAUGAAUCUAUCUUUUUCUCUCUCUUUCUCUCUCUGUUCCUCCGUCCGUUCGACUUCGGUGGUCGGUCGAAAGAGGGCGCUCAAGAGGGCGGCGGGUGUUAUCCAAGCGGUAUGACGAUGACAACGAUGACAACGAGGACGAUAACAAUGACGAUGAUGACGAAGAUGACGAAAACGACGCAAUGACGACGACGACGAUGACGACGAGGAGGAGGCUACGACUACGACUACGACUACGACUACGACUACGACUACGACUACGACUACGACGACGACGACGACGACGCUGAAGCAGUGAAGGGUACCAAGAACGGAAGGCACGGCCGUGGCGCUAUGCGGGCGUAGGCGAGGUUCCGUGACGGCCGUUCGGUGGCGCAGCAGGAAUUCCCCAGCACGGGAGGCGCGUACCGGGUUGGUCGAUUAGGUGGUAUGUGUGUGGCUCUCUCCCUCUCUGUCCAUCGGUCGGUCCGGUCGUCGGACCGUCUUUCUCUGUCUCUCUCUCUAGCACGCUCUUUCUCCUCCCUGGUACUCCCUAUCGGUGGACGCGCGGGCGCGCGCUUGCGCCUGUGUGCGCGUCGUGCGCGUAUCUGCCCCGAGUCCGCGCCUCGACUUGCUGACAUGGCGUCCUAGCGCUGCACGGGCCAAGUCGCACGUCCUCGGUGGAGAGGCUCUCAACCCCGUCGUCGUCGUCGUCGUCGUCGUCGUCAUCGCUGCCGUCGUCGUCGAAUCGAGUGCAUCUCGAGGAUGCCAAGGUCGCGAGGGGAUACGGCAUGAUAUAUCCUGGCCGAUGAAGAAGAGAAUACGAAUACGAGUGAGAGAAAGAGCGAGUGGCUUCGUCGAGGAAGGCGAGAAGAAUCGACGACGAGGCGGCAGCAGCAGCAGCAGCAGUAGCAGCAGCAGCAGCAGCAGCAGCAGCAGCAGCAGCAGCAGCAGCAGCAGCAGCAGCGACACAAGCAACAAAAUCAACACCAGGUCUGAUGUUAGCGGAUAUUAACGGUAACCUGGCGGACCUGAGAAGCGAAGCGAUGGCGUCGCAGAGAUUUUGUCUGCGUUGGAACAACCAUCAGAGUAAUUUACUCUCCGUUUUUGAUCAAUUGCUUCAUGACGAAUCAUUCGUGGACGUUACACUGGCCGUCGAGGGUCAGCUGCUUAGGGCGCAUAAAAUGGUCUUAUCGGCGUGCAGUCCUUACUUUCAGGCCCUAUUCGUUGGUCAUCCCGACAAGCACCCGAUAGUCAUUCUCAAGGACGUUCCAUAUGUGGACAUGCGAAGUCUUCUAGACUUCAUGUAUCGUGGUGAAGUGAGCGUCGAUCAGGAUAGAUUAACCGCCUUUCUGAGGGUCGCUGAGUCUCUAAGGAUAAAGGGCCUGACCGAAGUGAACGAGGACAAGUGCGAUUUGCCCAGCAUCACGUCAUCACUUCUUGGCAAUCAAAACACAAUACCUCCUCCACCUCCGAACCUUCACCGAAUAAACCAAAUCGGACCUCAUCAUCAUGUAUCCCAAAAAAGGUUCCAUCAUAUGUCGAAUCAUCCGCUUCUUGGUUCAGCGUUAACAGCGCCAAAGAGGAAAAGGGGUAGGCCGAGGAAGUUGAGCGGCUCCUCGGACACACCAAUUGGCGAGGCUAGUACCGGGCAAGACCUACAAUCUUGCUCGAGUACCGACCUUGUGCAAGGUUCACCCGAGAUGAUGGAGAUGAAGAUGGGCAUCGAUUUCCAGAGUGAGACGACUGGCAAUAAUAGGAGUGGUUCUUCGACCGGUAGUAACAAUGUCAACAGCAACAACAUCGGUAAUUCGGCCUCGGCGUCGGCCAAUUUGGCUGCCAGUUCGUUGUCAUCUGCGAGAAAGGAUGAACCAACAGAAAAUGGUACAGAGACUCAUGAAUCGUUAACGCCUAGAGUUAAAAGAGAACCAGAACCAACGCCCAGUACUUCUGCGCAAGCCUCAGAAGAAACCUUCGCGCGGCCGCAUAGUAGACAAGGGAGCGAAAGUUUCAAACAAGACUCGGAGGAAACGUCGAGUGGCUGUGGUUCGCAAUCGCCGACGCAUAUACGCAUCAACUUUGAAAAGUGCUUUCGCAAGGAGUACAGCGCGUCGAGUCUACAGGGCAAAUCGGCUACGUCUGCGGCGGCGGCAGCGGCGGGGGAGGAUCCCCAACAUUCCGACUCGGAGUCGGAGCAGAAAAUGUCGAAAGACAAUCUGAGCAGUGCCAUAUUUAAUCUGGUCGCCGGCGAGUCGGAGAUCAGUCAGAGCGACUUCGAGGGUUCGUUUAAGGUCGAAAACGAGAGGACGGAGGGCUCGGUGCGAGACUUUUGCGUUAAAGAGGGCGACGUUUAUCGGUGCACCGUAUGUCAUCGUACCUACACACACAUCAGCAACUUUUGUCGGCACUACGUCACCUCGCACAAGCCUAACGUCAAGUACUAUCCAUGUCCGGUCUGCUUCAAGGAGUUCACAAGAAAGGACAACAUGGUCGCCCACGUUAAGAUCAUUCAUAGUCUUAAGCCGCAUAUGAAUGUCAGUAACAGUGGCAGUAGUAGCAUGGGUCAACAACGGUAGGCCGCUACCAAGAAUGGCCAUGAUUCGGAAAUCGUUCAUUGCGAUCAUCUGCUGUUGCCUCCUCUCUGCGAGCUGCCGCACCGUAAAGUAAUCGGCAUCAUCGAAUAUGCAAUAACAAGAGGAUAAGGAAUAAGAAAAUGAAGAUGAGAAUAACGGAGUCGCAGAGAGGAGGCAGAAUGCGAUCAUUAAAAUCGCUUCUGCUGACACGAGAAAUAAUCUUUAACGGAAAGAAGACCUAUGUUCUCGUGAGGUUAGAUCGAUCGAAAGAUUCUGGUAAUAGGGAUUCGGAAAAAGAGGAGUUAUGCUUAAUUGUUUCACGAGAGUGACGCAAGAGACGAGGAGAUGAAUAUUUAAAGAAUAAUUAUGGCUGCCUUGGACGAAAUUAUAUGGUUCGAAAGCAAAUCCUUUCUAGCAUGAUUUUAGUUGAGGUUUAUAGCUUUCUUCGGCUCAGAUUUAUCAUCGAGUCAAAGGUGUAACGAAGAGAACAGAUCGUAUAUAACGAGAUCGAAGGGCUCUACUUUCUUCGAUGAUGGUGGGAGAGAAGGAAGAGAAAUAUUGAGCACGCGUGGAACAUUUAAAGUUACAAAACGAACGAGCUUUACCGCAUACCUCCCUCAUAGGGAUUUAGCGGAUUAUACACAGAUGAUUAUAUGAAUUUAACAAAGAAAAAUUUAUUAUUAUAUUAAAAUAACAACCGUUCGACUGGUGGCGUCGCGUCGACGUAUAGUUACGCGUUGUUCUGCGACGGCCAGAGAAUGCGGUUAUAAAAUACGAACUGGGGAUUAGGGGGGUGGGGGGAAUAAGUGUUGUAAAAAAAUCCAAAAGAAACAAAAAAGAUGUGACAAGGAAGAAAAUACUAAUCACAGAAAGAGAGUAUAUUUACUAUUUGAGAGACUUAGUAUAAAAAUAAUAAUUACGCAAAAAGAAAAUCAAACGUGUUGUACGUGUAGUAGUUGAUACGUUUCUAAAAGAAUGAUAGCAUGCGCUUAAGACGAGGUUAUAUAUAAAACACGAUCGUUUUGGAUGCAUAAGUACGCGAUUAUAAGUAAAUAAGGGAACCACGUAGACUGAGUAAAUGCAAUAUUACGUACGACGACCGUUUACCGCCAUGUUGUUGAGCCGUUUCCAGACGAGCUUCUUCGAAAAGCUCGGUUUAUCGCGGUUUAUCGUUAGUAGCGCACGUAAUUCUUAUCGAUGAUAAAAUAUAGACAGGAAUAGAGAGGAACUGGGGCAGGAGGGUAAGGGAGUUAUGAAGUGAGCUAUAAACAUUGUUACGCGAUAAGACGUGUGACGUGUAUAUUAAGAGGGGGUGAGGUUUUUGGGAGGGGUGUUAAAAGGCAGAAGGAGAUGUCGAACGAAAAAUUUUUGGAGCGGGGCAUGCAAUUUUUUUGAAAGACUGUAGAGGGACGAUUUUAACGACACCAAAUACAAGAUAGUACUGACAUUGGAUAGACUGAAGGCACUUUAGUAGUAACUUAACGCCGUGCCAUGCUGUAUCGUACCCGAUCGAGCUAAGCACGUCGUCUGCACGUCGUCUGCACGUCGUCUGCACGUCGUCUGCACGUCGUCGAUGUCGUCGUCGUCGUCGUCGUCGUCGUCGUCGUCGUCGUCGUCGUCGUCGUCGUCGUCGUCGUCGUCGUCGCCGCCGUCGCCGUCGCCGUCGUCGUCGUCGUCGUCGUCGAUUGAUCUUUACGAACUCUGUGCGCGUCUCAGGGCAAGUUAUUAAGAUUUAAGUACAACCGCGCACGCGUGUGUAUGUGUGUGUGUGUGCGUGGCAUUCCUGUCCUCGUUGCGCUUAUAUCUUCUUAAAAUAGGGGUUGGUUGGGGGUGGGAAGGGAGCUUGGAAACAAAAAGAAAAGAUGUAGUAGAUGGAAUUGAAGAGAUAUCAAGAAAGGAAACAAAAUUUACUAGUCUUUCUAUAGAAGAUUUAAGAAAGAUCGCUUACAGAAAAUAAAAUAAAACAAUCGACGACUGUAUUUUCUAUAUAUAUUAUAUUAUCUCGAGUAAUUGUCGAUAUCACGUUUUAAAAAUAUCAAGUCGUGUUUCCAGAAGGAGCGAACCUUCGGUAUCGGGAACUGACUUUCGUCUUUGAUUCAUUCAAGAUAGUAUCAAUAGAAGAAAAAAGGGGGAAAGAUAAGAAGAGUAGGAAAUUAAUCCUGAAGAUCGCUCGGAGUCGUUCGACGUAGUAUAAAAAAAGAAAAAGAAAAAGAAAAAAAAAUAAGAAAAGAAAAAUUGAGAAAGAAUUUGAGACACUUUUCCCAAAAGUAACAUAUUUUAUCUCUGAAAAAUUCUUGACGCUUGGAGUUGGAAAAGGAUUCGAGGAUGAGAGAUAAAAGAUACGUACGCAACUGCGAGAGCUUUGAAAACAAAAAGAAGAGAAAAAACAAAAGAAAGAAAAACAGUUUCGAAUAUUCGGCCGAAAGGGUUACGACUAUGGCAAUGGUGUGUAGGCUUAGUCACGAGAAAAAAGCACUAAAAUAUACAAUCAUAGUUGUAAUGAAAUAAUAUUUUGCACGUUACACUUCGUCGGGGCUCCCUCCAACCAAUAUCUGUGUUCGCGGGUGGUAGGUUUCGCAAACGGGAAUCUGCCUUGCACGUGGACGACGACAAAGACGACGACGAUGACGACGAGGACGUCGACGAUGACAACGACGACGAUGAAUCGUUUGUUGUUGUGCGAGAGAGGGGACCGAAACGACGAUUUGUAUACAAAUUUUUCUCUUUCUUUUAUUUUUUUUAUUUUUAUUUUUUUUCACUAGUUGGACAUAGACGUUAGACACGAUUAGAGGCUAUAUGAUAGUAUAAUUACAAUAUUACAGCUAUUAAUUAAUUAUUACGAUAACCGAAAUCUUCUCCGUUGUUACUUUAUAUAUAUAUAUAUAUAUAUGUAUAUAUAUAUAUAUACACUUUAUAUAAUAUAUAUAUAUAUGUAUGUAUUAAAAUAAAAGAAAAACAGAUAAAAACAAAAUUAAAACACUCGCAUGAAAAGAGUGUGUAGCGGUGGUAAUAGAAUGACGACGGGAUUAGAUAGUUGUACUUGAAAAGUUCUAUGCUGUCGCCCACGAUUGCGACCAGUGUUACUGUUCGUGUUCGUUCGUUAUAUUCGAGAGAUAUCAAGCGUUUAGAAAGAUUAGAACAGGGAAAAAAUGGAAGAAAGGAAGGGAAUGAUAAAGAGAAUUAGAAAUCUGGAUGGGAGAGAUAUAAGAGUAAUAUAAGAGAAUAUGCGUUUUUAUAUAUAUACAUAUAUAUAUAUGUAUAUACAUAUAUAUGUAUGUAUUAUAUAUACAUAUAUAUACAAACAUAUAUGUAUGUAUUAUAUAUAUACAUAUAUAUAUAUAUAUAAUAUAUAUGUAUGUAUAUGUAUAUAUUAUUAGAAAUAUUAGAAGAUAUCGUCGCCAGAAAAGUAUAAUCGGGAAAACGAAUUAGAUUUUGAUGUUAUGCUUUCGAUAGGAGGCAAAUGAAGAAAAAAAAAUAGAAAACAAAAACGAGUAAUGUAUAGGAAGCUAGAAAAUGGGAAUAUCGGGCUGAAACGUGUCGUUGCAUGUGCACGUGUGCUUUCCAUAUUCCAUAUCUCUCGGGCUCGAUUUUGUAUCACGAGAAUAUAUUUGAAACUUUCAUGGACCAAAGAAUAACAGCUAUCACCGUCGAUGGUGUGUGUGUUUAUAGAUUGAUGGAUUUUUAAAGGUAAAGCUUGAGAUCGUUUUCGUUCUUUGAUAUAUAGAACUACUUCGUCGCCUGAAAUUGAAAUAUUUCGUCUUGGAAACACGAUUAAAGUCAAACUUAAGCAAAAAAGAGAAAAAAGAAUCGCUUUAUGUGUUCGGGAGAUGGGUCGAAGGUAACCCGUCCAAAGUGAUCGUUGUUUAUGGUGGUUAGCGAAUGGGAGGGAUAUGGGGAUCUAAAAGAAAAGAUGAAAAAGAUAUAAAUUGAUAUUUGUUCACACACACACACACACAAGCAAACAAAUAAACAUAGACACACAUACACACACACACACACACACACACGAAACACAAAAAGUGCAAAGAGGCAGCGGCUAGACAGCUUAUAUCGAUUAAUAAAGUAAAACAAAGAAAAAGAAAUAACAAAAAAAGAAAAGAGAGAUAGUGGAGGAGAUAAGAAAGAAAACAAAAUAAUAAGUAAAGUUAUACACUCACAUUUGAUAAUCACUGAGAGGCUAAGACUAACUCAAUUUUAGAUGGCAGAAAGAUAAACGAUGUUACGUAGGAGGACUCUACGAGAGGGCAAAGAAAGCACGAUGUUAAUGAGGAGAUAUCGUGCGUUAGAUUAUAUAUAUAUAUACGAUAAAUAAAUAAAUAAAUAAAUAAAUAAAUAAAUAGCAGGGUAUAGAGAUGCUCCUGGAUCGCCUGCAAAUCUAUAUACGUCUCUAAUAAAUAAAUAUCUGCGAACCGGUUGAUCAGGUGAUUCUUUUAGUUUGUAUCGUUAUAUUAGUCGGCUUGACGUGUUAAACGUAUGUAAGAAAAAAAGAAAAAUGGACAAAAGUAAAAUAAAUCGAGUGACUAAGCUCGCUCGAUGAUCGUUGGUCGGAUUUGUAGGCCUUUCAUAGAGUUACCGUUGGGGAGAUGUACGAUUUUUAUUAGUUCAUAUAUAUGUAUGUAUAUAUGUAUGUAUGUAUGUAUGUAUGAUGUAUGUAUGUAUGGAUAUAUGGAUGUAUGGAUGUAUGGAUAUAUGGAUGUAUGGAUGUAUGGAUGCAUGCAUACAUGUAUAUGUAUAUGUAUAUGUAUAUAUAAAAAUCCGAAGCUACUAUGACCACGAUCAAUAAUUUUGGCGUAAGAGAAAAUCGCGAGAGAAACUCGUUAAAAAGAAAAAUUCAUUUCCUUGACUUUUAUCUCGACAUAUCGCCAAGUUUUAUACAAAUCGGCUGAAUUUAUUUAUUUGUAGUUGUUUUAUUUUUUUUUUUUUAUUUAUUUAUUUCAAUUUUUAUUUUUCUUUUUUUUUCUUUUUCUCUUUUCCCUCUUACAACGAUACGUGAAUUAACUGUACAGCGUAUUUAUUUCUACGAAAGAGUCUUUUGUUUUUUUACAAGUAGCACAAUCUCCGAAUGUAUAUUCCAAAUUCCUUAGUGGCAUUUCAAGGCUCGUGACCAAAGAGUUAAGAAUCGAUGUCUGUACAAAAAAAGAAUGUGUUCAAAAGAAAAAAAAAAAAAAAAAGAAAUAAGCGAGAAGAACGUAGUAACUGAUAUCGAAAACGUGUUCUUAAAAUUUAAUCUUACGCCGACGUUCGUGUUUCGUGCGUACACGCGUUGCCUUCGACGUUGUUAUACUUUAGAAUUAAGAUUGUUGAAAAUUAAUAAUAAAUCGCAUUAUAUCGACGGAAGAGAAUGUUCGCACCGAGUGGCAGAGAAUCGAUAAAGAUUCUUUUAUCGUUUAACGAGAGGUAAAACAUUUUCUCUCGCGGUACAAAAUUCAAAGUUCAAAUCGUCCGAAAUCUUUGUAACGAAGAAAAAACGACGUGUCGUCUUAAGGCGUUUUGGAUGCAGAAGAGAGAAUGUUGCUUGUAUCUUUCGUUAAGAAAAAAGGGGGAAAAGGGAAACAAAAAAUAGGAAAAAUCAAUACGUAGAAUAUCGAUAUCACAUGUUGAAAGUGUUUAUAUAUGACGUGACUCGUUGAUAUUGUAACACAAUGCAGCUAUUUCAACGAGUUUUAUUGAUUUUAAUUGAAGAAAAAGUAAUAUAAAAAGUGAGCUUUCGAAACGCGUAAUGAUUUUGUUUUUUUUUUCUUUUGUUUUUUUGUUUAAAACUAUUCUCUUACGUCAAUCGUGGUCGGUAUCGCAGUCGUCUCGUUGAAGAAUUUCAUGUUAUGAACAUAUUUUAAUUAAUUUAUGCAUUGUGGGUGGGGUGGGUUUAAAUGAAAAUGCAUUAAGGCGAGAAAGAAAGGGGAAAAAAGGAAAAAAAAAAGAAAAAAAUUAUUAAAUAGAGCAUAUUAUAUUUAUACCCGUGUUUCUUGCAAGGGUGUGUCGUGCCAAUGUGUUUAUUGUACUUUCUUUUUCUUCUUUUUCUCUUUCCUUUUUCUUCAUUUGCCCUUCGUAAAAGGGAAUGUUAGUCAAAUAAACUUUUACCAUUAAGUUCUCGCGCGUCAUUGGCACUGGCGACUAUUGCAAAGAAGCACCUUGAAAGAGAACGGAAGAAGUAAAUGAUGAGGCUUAAAAAGCAGACUGUACUAUCGGAUAGAUUUUAACACAUUUACACAUAACGGACACAUACACUACGUACAAGAAUAUUCACAGAUUCGCACUUAUCACAUACACACACACACACACACACACACUGUUUCUUCAUUUUUCACCACUCUUUGUCUUAUGUCGCAUCGUCCCUUUUACCCUUUGUCCUUACGUACCUUUGUCUACCUACAUCAUCUGCCUCCCGUCUAGCCGUUUCACUGUGUAGGUGCGUGUGGGUGUAAUUACACACAAAUACACACAAACACAUUAUAUUAUUGCAGUUAUCAUCACCAUCAUCGACGUCGUCAUCAUCAUUAUCGCCAUCAAUUAUUAUUAUUAUUAUUAUUAUUAUUAUUAUUAUUAUUAUUAUUAUUAUUAUUAUUAUUAUUAUUAUUAUUAUUAUUAUUAUAUUAAUUAUUAUUAUAUUACAAAUUAUAUUAUAUAUAUUAUUAUAUUAUAUUAUAUAUAUAUAAACAAAGGUUAUAUAUCGAAUAUAUUUUAGCGCUAGUUGGUAAAACCUAUUAACGUCGUUGCAGUUUUGAAGGAAUGCGUCAGAAAAUGAGAGUUAAAAAAAAGACGAGAAAGAAAGAAACGAAAGCGGUUGACUUUUAAUUUUAUAUGUAUAUACGUUGAAUUAACGUACUUCAGUGGGAUCCAGUAAAUAAUGUAUAGCGGAGUAAUCCCCCGUUUGGUGCCUUUUUAAGCGACAUAAAUAAUGACGAUGAAAGAAAGAAAGAAAGCGAUGCGAAGAUGAAAAUAAUAAUAAUUUAAUAAAAAGGGAAAAAGGAAAGAAAGAAGAGAGAAUAAAUUGUUAUUAUAAACAAAAAUCGGCGAUCGCGGGCGCGCGUUAAGCACAUACAAACAUACAUAGAUACAUACAUAAAUACAUCUAUACAUACAUAAUAUUCAUACAUACGUACGUACGUACGUGCGUACAUAUAUACCUGCAUGCGCAUAUCCCUCUAUUUCGAAAAAACGCGCUGACGGCGAUCGCAUUCUAGUGCCAAAUAAGAGUUAUAAGAUCUUAUUAAGACGCGUAAUAAUAAUAAUUAUAAAAAGAAUGAAAAGAAAAAGUGCGUAAGGAAAAUAAAAAAAUGAAGAUAAAUAAAUAAUAAAUAAAUAAAUAAUUAAUUAAUUAAAUAAAUAAAUAAAAGAGCAGAGAUGAAAACGAUGAAAUUUUAUAGGGAACUUUUUAGAGAAGACGAGUCUUUUCUGACGCUGGGUAGAAUUAGUAUAUUUUAUAUGCACUGAUUGUUUGAUUAUGACUAUCAAUAAUAAAAGGAACGGUGUUCAAUAGAUUGUAAUUUAAGAAUUUUUAAGUCUCGCUGUGUACCGAUGCCGUUGAGAGGCUUGAUGCUUGGCGUGCGGCAUUCUCUUUUAAUUUGGCGUUUCUCUAUCAGCUAAUUUCGACAAACAAUUAAAAAAAAAAACAAAGGAAUACAAGAAAAUUUCUUUUCUUUUCUUUUUUUUCUAUUCUUUUUUCUUUUUGUUAAACGUACGCCUCGCAUCCGUGCCCCUAUCUUUCUCUCUCUCUCUCUCUUUCUCUCUCUCUCCCUCCCACCCUCUCCAUUUCUCUAUCUGUUUGUCUGUCUGUCUCUGCCUGUCUGUCUGUCUCUCUCUCUCUCUCUUUCUCUCUCUCUAUCUAUCUAUCUAUCUAUCUAUCUAUCUAUCUAUCUAAAUAUCUACCUACAUACACAACACACGCCAUACGUUCCACGCGCCAAUUUUGAAUGACCCGCCAUUCUGUAACGAAUGAUUAAGCGACGAUUCGAAAAAAAAUAAGUGAAAGAAAAACACAUAUUGAGAACGUGUGCAUCUCGAAAAGCCACUUUGUUGUUAUUUUUAUGUUAUUAUUAUUAUUAUAUUAUAUAUUAUAUUACAUAAUUAUCGUCGUCGUCAUUACGAUUAUUAUUAUUAUUAUUAUUAUUAUUAUUAUUAUUAUUAUUAUUAUUAUUAUUAUUAUUAUUAUUAUUAUUAUUAUUAUUGUUAUCGUUGCUACAGUUAAUGUAGAAACGAGUCGACUCAACAAAUUCGUUACAGAUGAUAAGAGAAAUUAAACGGAAAAAAAAGAGUGAGAGACAUGUCGUCGCGACCUUUUCGUAACGACCAAUAGUUGAUCGCAUUUUGCGAUAAAAUUUGUAUUGCUUAUGCUCUUACGUUUGCGAUUCGAGAAAGAAUUCUUUUUAUUUGUUUUUUUCGUGAUUUCGCGCUCUCUUUCUUUGUUACUAUUCUUUUUUUAUAUAUGUUAAAUUUCAAAAUUAAGUGCAUUCAGUCAGAACUUCAGACACGAAAGAGGUGAAAAGAAUAAGAACUUGAUCGUCGAAUUAGCGUGUUACUACAUGACUUGAGGAGAAAUAUAUGUACAUAUAUAUAUUAUCUCGGAUUACUAUUGUAAAGAGUGAUACGCAAAGAAAAAGAUGGAGAUCUUCUGAGAGUAAUCGCAUUGAAACAAGAGAUAAAGGUAAUUACCCUAAUCACACACAUGCACAGAAUAAAGUAGUAUCGUGUGUAUGCAAUUAGAAUACGCAUUGUAUAUUUGUUGUUAUUGAUUUUUUCUCAUAUUGUAUUUUUCAUUUCUUUCUUCUCUACGUUCAUUUUGUUUUUUAUCUCUUUCGUAGCCUUUUCGUUGUUUCACAUUGAACAAAAGUCGCACGAGUGUCGAACGAAAAGAAAAACAUUCGAGUUUCUAAUCCAAUCAUAUCGAAUCUAUAAUCUUUGUUCAUCAUAAAAAAAAUAAAAGAGUAAAUUUCUGUUUUCAUAAAGAAGGAUUCACCGAAAAAGAAAAGAAAAGGAAUGUAAAGAAAAUUAAAAAAAAAAAAAACAAAUGAUCAUAUAUAAACAAGAUAUUAUGAGUGCCAUAUAUAAUAAUACAUUAAAUUUCAAGUUAGAACGAAAUUAGAUGAAUUUUUGAAAGAGAAAGAGACACGAACGCGAAAGUUCCACAUGCGUUUGGCCACAUAAAACUAUUUCUUUCUUUUCCGUUCGUCACAUCGCAAACAUUUAUUUAUCAUUAUUAUAUUAUAUAUUGUACCUUCGUAUUUUCUCGUGUGUGUGUGAGUGCGAAUACGAGUACGCGCGCGUGCGUGAGUGUAUGUAUGUAUGUAUGUAUGUAUGUAUGUAUGUAUGUAUGUAUGUAUGUAUGAUGUACACAUAUAUAUGUAAACACACAACACAAGCCACCUCGUAUUGCGAGAAAGAAUCCAGCACGUACAAUCACGAGACCUUAGCCAAAAAUUAUUUUUAUUUAGUUGCUGGAACCGCAAAGUGAAAUCAUCGGUGACGUUCCGCGUUUGAAUAUAUAUAUAUAUAUAUAUAUAUAUAUAUAUAUAUAUAUAAAUGUAAUAUAAAUAAGAGAGUGUAAUAAGCAAUAAUAUACGUCGAACGUCGCCGUUUGAUACCUUUUUACCUUCUCCCUACAAACACAAACAUAUAAAAUGCAAAUGGCAUUUUUAUUUUAAGAUUUCCCUUUAUUGCGAUCACUGUCUCGUCGAGGAAGUAUUGAAAAAAAAGAAAAAAAAAUUAACAUUUUACAUCACAUCUUUUUUCAAAGUUCAAAAAAACUCCACGACGAGACUCUCAAGAUAGAAAUCGAACGAUCGCUAUUUUUUACGGAUCAUCAUUUUGCAUGUGUUGCGUAACACUUAUAUUUGUUGAACUUAUUAUUUUAUAUAUAUUAAUUAUUCACAUGAUCAUCGGGGUCGAGAGCGAUAAUAUUUUAUAUUUACGUUGACGAUUUGUAUGUAUAUAUUAUAGUUAUAUGACGAUGUUAAUUGUACACAGCCAUAUCACUCAACGACUCGUGUCGAUUUUUUUCUUUUUCUUUUUAUUUGCAUUUAACCUUGAUUCGAUAAGAUCGUAAACUGCUCUUUUAAAAAAAUAUUUGUUUUUAUCCUUAUACUAGCGACACGAGGACAAUGAUCGAGACCAGAAACUUUGUUCACGUGUAUGUGCAAUGCCUUUAAAAAAUGUUUAUCGAAAAGAUUUUAUGAAUAUAUAUAAAUAUAAAUAUAAAUAUAAAUAUAAAUAUAAAUAUAAAUAUGUAUGUAUGUAACGUAGUCUUAUGAACUGUAAAUAUCAGUUUCAUGUUUCGAUCGAACGUCUCUUUUAAACGUUGAUUUUUCUCUUUUCUUUUUUUUUAUUAUUUUUUUUGCGACGAAGGAAAAUUUGAGGUAUAUCCAAAGUAUAUUAUAUAUAUAUAUUUGUAUGUAUAUUCAAUGUUACACGGAGAAAGCAUGUGCGAGCUCUUCUCAUUGUAGCAUGGCAAGUCUUUUAGCAGCUAUAAUUAUUAUUGUUUUUUUAAGUUUAUCUCUCACGGGGUUGGACCUCGACGUAUCCCCCACCUCCUCAACCCCUGAUGUAUGCUAUAUCUCUGUUUUUAUAGAUAGACCUACCGUACUAUGAUUUUUAUUAUCGAAGUAGACAUUUUAAUGAUAUGGCCUAAUAAUGAGACGCAUAGAGUACGUGCACAUGUUAUAACACGUAAAACACAGAUACAUACAAAACACACAACUUAUUAAAAAAUAGUAUGAUUUUACUUUGUUUUGUUCAUCAGCAA